Molecule: messenger RNA, 360 nt
Organism: Purpureocillium lilacinum
Lineage: Eukaryota; Fungi; Ascomycota; Sordariomycetes; Hypocreales; Ophiocordycipitaceae
Source: RefSeq, a predicted model, not a curated record
AUGGGGAACAUAGGGUUCCGCCUGUGCCCCUGGACAGAUCCGGCCCCUUGGACUUCGUACUUCGUACUCGUACACCCACACAUGGCCUGGAGGACCUGCUUGACUGGGAUUACCAACAAAAGACGCGUCCAGCCUCAUGGUCUGUCGUCAUGUCUUGAGUUGAGCCACGAGCAUCACGGAGACGCAGCCAAGGCACGAACAGAGCCGGCAGUGCUGGAAGUUUUAAGGUUCAAGUUCAAGACGCGGUGGCGGUGGACCUUGCUAGUCCGUGAAAGGCAGGUCCCCGUCGCGGCCCUCGGUGAGCAGUCAGCUGUCGCCCUGUGCCAUCAGCGGAUUCCCAGGAACAAGGGUAUAACGUGA